AUGUUUUGCACCUCUUGUUCACGUACACUAUCCUCUAAUGCCUUUGUGCUUGAUAGUAAAAGCAACAAAAUAUGUGCUAAAUGUUUGAUUACUAAAGCAGAAAAGAGAGCCGAAAAGAAAGCUAAAAAUGCUAAUGUUGAAGAUAUUCCUAUGAAAAAAAUUUCUUUUAAAGAAAUUA
This is a messenger RNA of Dentiscutata heterogama, 178 nucleotides long. The record is from the annotation of a GenBank genome assembly. NCBI's taxonomy places the organism in Eukaryota, Fungi, Glomeromycota, Glomeromycetes, Diversisporales, Gigasporaceae.